Musa acuminata AAA Group (dessert banana) is the source of this 3152-nucleotide messenger RNA. Its product is annotated as auxin response factor 7. NCBI's taxonomy places the organism in Eukaryota, Viridiplantae, Streptophyta, Magnoliopsida, Zingiberales, Musaceae. Gene Ontology annotation, cellular component: nucleus. The transcript has 16 exons. Bases 622 to 2646 code for a protein of 674 amino acids. The record is from RefSeq and is a predicted model, not a curated record. Gene Ontology annotation, molecular function: DNA binding; protein binding. Gene Ontology annotation, biological process: response to hormone; regulation of DNA-templated transcription.
CCCCCCGCCCCCCCAACCUUUUCCUUCUGCUCAUUUCCUCCGCCAUUUCCUCCUCCUCCGUGGUGAUUCCUAGGAUUCUUCUUCGGCGCCUCGAUCGCGGCGUCUCGACCGACCGGGGAGAUCGGUGUUCUAGGAAGAGAUUUGGGGUCUGGUCGACGACUGUGGGAUUUUGCGGUGGAGGAGUGUAACGAGGUCCGCGGGUUCCCCAUCGCCUUGGUGUUCUUUGCCCCAGAUCUGUGGUUUCGGAGGAGAAUUAUCGCCAAAGGCGGCGCUCUUCUACCGUAGCGCUUACGGUGAAUCCGGAGGCGUAAAAGGGGUGCUUUACGCGCCUCCGGCGGGGGUCAAGGGACCAAGCACCUGCGGUUUCAAAAGUGGGACGGAGGCGAAGAGUGGGGAGCGUCGCUCGAGGCGCUUGUACUAGCGUGCCUCGUCACGAGAAGCAAAAAAAAGUCAAAUUUGCAGAGGAGGGGGGCUUGUGUGAGGGUGCAUAUUUUUUGGGGCUGCUUCAGAAUUAACGCGAUAAUCUCGAGGGCUUGUACGAUUAUUUAAGCUGCUUUUGGGGCUUGAAAGUGCAGAGCCGGCUGUUCUUGUUGUUUUUGUCUGUAAAGUUGAGCGUUUACUAUGACUGCGGCUCCACCGAAUAGUUCAUCCACAAGACACGGUUCAGGGCCCAGUCAAGAUGUCUUGUACCCAGAACUAUGGAAAGCCUGUGCAGGACCUUUGGUUACUCUACCUCGUGAAGGAGAAAGGGUUUAUUACUUUCCUCAAGGUCAUAUGGAGCAGCUUGAAGCAUCAACAGAUCAAGAGCUUGACCAGCAAAUGCCCUUGUUUGAUCUGCCAUCAAAAAUCUUAUGCAGGGUAGUUUAUGUUCAACUUCAGGCCGAGCCUGAUACAGAUGAAGUAUAUGCACAUAUUACAUUGCAUCCUGAGAUAAAUCAAGGUGAAGUUACCAGCCCAGAUCCUCCACUGCCUGAGCCUAAAACUUGCAACGUCCGUUCCUUCUGCAAGACACUAACUGCAUCAGACACAAGCACUCAUGGGGGGUUCUCAGUGCUUAGGAAGCAUGCAGAUGAGUGCCUUCCUCCACUGGAUAUGACCCAGAAUCCACCAUCGCAAGAAUUGGUUGCCAAAGAUCUUCAUGAGAAUGAAUGGCGUUUCCGACACAUUUUUCGAGGACAGCCCAGGCGCCAUCUGCUCACAACUGGUUGGAGUGUCUUUGUUAGUUCUAAGCGGUUGGUAGCUGGUGAUGCAUUUAUCUUUCUAAGAGGUGAGAAUGAUGAGCUACGGGUCGGUGUGAGAAGGCUUAUGAGACAGCUAAAUAGCAUGCCAUCGUCAGUCAUAUCCAGUCAUAGCAUGCAUCUUGGAGUUCUGGCUACUGCAUCUCAUGCUAUUGCUACAGGGACUCUUUUUUCUGUUUUUUACAAGCCCAGGACAAGUAGAUCAGAGUUCAUCAUAAGUGUCAACAAGUAUCUUGAAGCCAAGAAUAACAAAUUUUCUGUUGGAAUGAGAUUUAAAAUGAGAUUUGAGGGUGACGAAGCCCCAGAACAAAGGUUUAGUGGUACUAUAAUUGGUGUAGACACCGCAUCAUCUCGUUGGAAAGAUUCAGAAUGGAGAUCCUUGAAGGUCCAAUGGGAUGAACCUUCAUCCAUCCCACGUCCAGACAGAGUUUCACCAUGGGAAUUGGAACCACUUCUUACAGGUACUCCAAACUCUCAACCAGUGCAGAGGAACAAGCGGACACGACCAUUGGCUUCGCCCACUAUAACAUCAGAUAUUACUCCAGCGUUUGGUUUAUGGAAAUCUCCUGCUGAGAGUACCAGGACAUUCUCAGUUUCUGGUUUGCAAAGAGGAACAAAACUACAUACAUCUUCCUGCCCUACAUCUCGGUUCUUAUCAGCAUCUAAGCCUGGCUUGAUUGAAUUUAAUGCAAGCAAUAAAUCAUCAGCUGCUAACAUCCCCAUGUGCCGGCCAAUCACGUCAGAACAUCAAACUGAUUCUUUUGGGGCAGAUAAAGAACAUAGUGAAAGGAAGCAAGAAACUAGUACAGGCUGCUGGCUGUUUGGGAUUCAGCUAGUUGAGAGUUCUGCGGUAGAGGAAAUAUCUCCACUGACUACCAUUUCUUGUGUUAGAGAUGAACAAACAGUGACAUCUUUAGAUGUAGAAUCAGAUCAGCAAUCUCAACCAUCAAAUGUCAAAAGGUCUGACACUCCUGCAGGCAGCAAUGAGCCAGAGAAGUCAUGCUUAAGGUCAGCCCAAGAGUACCAAAGUCGGCUAUUGAGGAGCUGCAUCAAGGUUCACAUGCAAGGAAUGGCAGUUGGGAGGGCAGUGGAUUUGACUAGAUUAUAUGGAUAUGAUGCGCUCCUUCAGAAACUGGAAGAGAUGUUCGAUAUUGAGGGAGAGCUUUCCAGUGUGGUCAAAAAAUGGGAGGUAGUCUACACAGAUGACGAGGAUGACAUGAUGAUGGUUGGUGAUGACCCCUGGCAUGAGUUCUGCAGCAUGGCAAGAAAAAUAUACAUCUACACAUGUGAGGAGGCCAAAAGGCUGACUCCCAGGGUGAAGCUUCCAGCUGUUGGUGAGGUCAUCAGGUCCAAGAAAGCCGCAGCCGAUGCUGACGCGACGGGAAACAACCAGGAAGAUCAAACUUGAGUUGCUGAUUAGGAUUGCUGACUCCAUCUACGAGUAUGAAUCUGCAUAUUUUGUUCUUCGGUAUAGUCUGGCCGUCAGAUUGUAAGCUUAAGUAGACCAUGUUUGUUCUUUUGCCGAAGCUGCUACCAAACUGGUCACACUGUUUCGUGCUGCUAACAUAAGCAACCAAAAAGAUGGAUAGGGAUGGUGCAUCAAUUUAGGGCUCCCAUGUUAUUUUCUGGGUCAUGGUCUUGAUAGCUAGGCUGAUCCUUGCACGAAGAGUCAAAAAUAACUUGUGUAGAAGGGAUAAGGAAUUUGAAUGGAGGUUGAUGGAAGUCGGUCACUAUGUCUUCUGUUGUCUCCUUUUUAUUUUCCUUCCUCACCAUCAAAUGGAAUUUGUAUAUAUUUAAAUCAUUAUGAUACUGCAUUAUUGCUUUUUAUCUGAUUUAUUAAGUUAAAGACUUAAUAUGUAUAUAAAUCAUGUAUCAAUUGAACUAGAAUGUUAAAUUUGUUACUGGUUGUGUUCA